AUGUUCAUGCAAUCAUCAUUCACACUACUCUUGAGUUUGCUGGUGUUAAUCGGAUGUGCAAGUGCUGUCGAAAUCACGGUAAAGGUUGACGAAUUGGGUCUACAAUUCAAUCCGCAGAAUCUUACAGCAAACAAAGGUGAUACUAUAAAAUGGGCAAUGGUUCAUGGAAAACACAUUAUUCAACAAUCCGAUUCCGCCGGUUCCUGUAGUAACUCUACACAAGCAAACGCACUUUCUUCAGGAAUAAUAGAAGAAGGCUCCCAAUAUAUUUACACAAUAACCCAAGAUAGCGGAAAAAUCUACUAUUUUUGUGCCUAUUCGUCUCACUGUCUGCUUGGUGAAUUCGGAGAAAUAAGCAUUGGCGUUGGGCCGAGCACUGUCACCGAUGAUGCGGGCACGACAAACAACUCUAGUGCACCGCACAGUGGAAGCGACUCAUUAAAGGGUACAGCGAAAGCUGGAAUCGGCAUUAGCGCGGUGAUGGCUACAGUAAUUGCUAUUGGGAUUUUAUUAAUUGGGUAA
This is a messenger RNA of Acaulospora morrowiae, 522 nucleotides long. The record is from the annotation of a GenBank genome assembly. Lineage: Eukaryota; Fungi; Glomeromycota; Glomeromycetes; Diversisporales; Acaulosporaceae.